UUGGGUUCCUACAUUACCCACAAUGCCAUUCGACUUCCCCGGUUGUCAUCAUUUAGGGGCGCAGAGGGAACGCGGAAGCUGGGAAUUCUGGGUAAUGCAGUCUGCCGUAUGAGUCCGUCUCGCACACUUCCGCGAUACACAACAUCCAGACGCUAACGGGUUUAUUGAGCAGCUUUACGGUCCAGGAGACAUUUUUAAAGCUGAAACGCUUUAGAGUAAAUGUUCUUACUGGAAACAAAGGAAUAACGGUGAAGGAGACGAGGCAGAAGUUUGGAGGAGAAAAAGCUUCACACCACUGCAUUCAUCUGCAACCCUUUCAUUUGGGAAUAAAGAGUAAAUCUUUUUAAACACGCCAUGUCUGAGAAUGUGGAGAAGAAUGAGGCGUCGAACGGAGACUGCGCAUGCGCACUGAAGGGCAGUGACACUCCAGAUGCCAGAGGAGCGGAGGCUUUGGGAGGAGAGCCCAUGCAGGUGGACGCCAAAAACCACACACCCACCUACAGAUACAAUCUGAGCUACUCCUCUAUCGGCCACUGCAUCAUCAUCAACAACAAGAACUUCCACAAGAGCACCGGCAUGAACCAGCGCAACGGUACGGACGUGGACGCCGCAAACGCCAUGAAGACUUUCGGGAAACUGGGCUACAACGUGAAGGUGUUCAACGACCAGACGGUAGAUCAGAUCAAGAAACUUUUAACUGCAGUUGCCAGGAAUGACCACAGCAACUGUGCCUCCUUUGUGUGUGUGUUGCUGAGUCACGGAGACGAGGGUGUGUUCUUUGGGACAGAUGGUGCGGUGGAGCUGAAGUUCUUGACGAGUCUGUUCAGAGGAAACCGCUGCAUAUCACUAGUGGGCAAACCCAAGCUCUUCUUCAUCCAGGCCUGCCGAGGCACAGACUUGGACCCUGGCGUCGAAGUUGACAGUGGCUCAGAUGAUUCGAUGAAAAUCCCAGUGGAGGCUGAUUUCCUUUACGCAUAUUCUACAGCACCAGGUUACUACUCGUGGAGGAACACGCUGACUGGCUCGUGGUUCAUGCAGUCCCUGUGCGAGAUGCUGAGUAAACACGGCCCAGAGCUGGAGCUCAUGCAGAUCCUGACCCGCGUCAACUACAAGGUGGCGCUGGACUUCGAGUCUGCUUCCAACACGCCCGGCUUCCACGCCAAGAAGCAGAUUCCCUGCAUUGUGUCCAUGCUCACCAAAGAGAUGUUCUUCACUCCCUGAAUGCAAACACACACGUAUGGAAUAGGGAUGAGACCACAAUCAGACCACUUUUUUUUUUUUUUUUUUUUUUUUUUUAAAAUAGGAGGUCGCACUGUUACGUCACACUGUUCUUUACUUGGAAUAUUACAGAAGUAGGCAGCAUGCAACGCAUUACUGUUCUUGUAUUUAGCAUUUGCCUGUUUAAUUUGCUUCUUGGUUUUAUUUUAAAGCAAGGCCAUCCGUCACUCAACCUCAGUGGGCGGGAUCAGCUCUCAUCAUUGGUUUAUGGAGCAGUAAGGCAAAAGUAAUCUUCAUUCUCACGGCAAAUUUAAUGCCUUAUUUCUAGGCCUUAUUUUGAAAUAAAACCAAUAAGGAAAUAAAACUGCCAUAAAGCCUAAAUAAGUAAAUUUGAAAAACAAUAUACUGUAACAUAGAAAUGCUACUACCUUCUUGGAAAAAGGGGUUGGAUGCUUAAGGGGUUCUAGGGGCUCUGCAUUGGACCUUUAAGGUGCCAGAUGUACAAAUCCUUGACUGUGGCUUUGAGGAAAUUUCAAAAUAGGUCAGUGUCGCUUUAGAAAGAAACUUUGGGAGUUAGCAUUUCUUUGGGAUGAUCACUGCAUCCAGAUUACUUGAAUAUUUAGCUAAUUGGUCAAAAUUUCACUUUUCAAUCUGCCCCCUAGGGGUCAGAGAUUGGGAUGAGGGUUUUUUUUUCCGUUAGUCAUAUGUAGGAUUCAUUAGGAAACGAUAGAACAUUGUAAAAUGAGCCAUGAAGAUCUUUUUAGGGCAGUAAAAAGGAAGGAGCUAACAUUUGUCAUUGUAAAAAUGAAAUUUGUUACAGUAGCUAUGGAUUAUCAUUAGCUAUGGAAAUGUGUAUGUGUGGUGUAAUGCUUGCACAACAGGGACUCAAACAUUUUGUUGUCGUAGUUGUUUUCCUCACAUCAUUGAAACUAAAUUUACACUGCAGAUACACAACGAACCACAAUAUGUACCUUAAACAAAAAAAAGACAUUUCCUAUAAUUAUUAUACCACAGUACAUAAGCUGCGUUCCAAUACUGUUUUUAACGCACAUCAUCGACUUCCUACCAUCAACUACACUCACUGUUAAAAUGGUUAAAUUUGUCAGAAUGCUGUUGCUAGGCAACUGGCAAACACAACCAACUAAUGACUGAGGCUUUCUAUUACCUAGAUAGCACAUAACGGCUUUAUACAGACAAUGUAAGGGCAGUGUGGCAGUGAAAAUAAGAUAAAACUGUUAAAAAUAUCUACUUUUUCCUCAGACGUGUUGGUAAAUUACU
Pangasianodon hypophthalmus (striped catfish) is the source of this 2496-nucleotide messenger RNA. It is a transcript of the gene casp3a, whose product is annotated as caspase 3, apoptosis-related cysteine peptidase a. Gene Ontology annotation, biological process: proteolysis; positive regulation of apoptotic process; neuron differentiation. The record is from RefSeq and is a predicted model, not a curated record. Gene Ontology annotation, cellular component: cytoplasm. NCBI's taxonomy places the organism in Eukaryota, Metazoa, Chordata, Actinopteri, Siluriformes, Pangasiidae. The coding region runs from base 355 to 1221 and encodes 288 amino acids. The transcript has 7 exons.